GGGGUACUGGCUCGAUGCUGGUGGGACCCCAGGCAUGGAGCUGCCCCAGCCCCACCUCUCUUGGACUGUCAGACCCUGCACAAUCUGUUGCAUCAAAAGCAGAGUGAGCCUGAGAGAAGUGUACAAAGAUGGGUAUUAUUUAGUAUCGUAAUUUCUAAUUUCCUUCCUUUUGUGGGUUGACUGUAAUGCAUGCCACAGGCAUAAAACUACUGCAAAUAAGCUUGUUGGUCUACUCAUUUUGUAAAAUUGGAAACCUGGUUAUUGUUGAGAUAGGGUGUGUUGGUGGAGUAGGAAAUUUGAGGAGCUACAGAGUGAAGAACAAAAAGCUGUUUAUAAACCCUUGUGUGUGUGUAUUAACUAUAGUCAAGAAUUCACUUAUAAAAUAAUCACCAAUGCAUGAAGUUUAUGCAUCAAAAGCCUGUGGAACAGUGAGUUUUAGAUACAAAUAGCAGUGAUUUAUAAAGACAACACCUCCAAGCCUGAAUAUGAUAUAGACACAAUAUAUUUUAACUAUAUAGAAAAACAUGAAAUGCCAAUGUCCUUCAGAAAAGCAGUUCAAGCUUGGAAUUAACUUCUUUCUGUUGAGAAUAAUAAGAAAAGAGACCAAAAAUAUGCCCAAGGAGUAGAUUCCUGUGUGUACAGACAUUCUUCUGUAAGUGACCUAGUUUUAAAGAUCAUUGGGAAUUUAUAUUCAUUGCCUGUAGAGAGGCAGGGUGGCCAGGGAAAUGCUGCUGUGAUGAAGCCCAUGCAUCCAUGGAAAUAGUGCUGGACUAAAUUUCCUCAUUGACAUAAUUCCACUAAAUUAAAAGAACUGAUGUGAAGAUGGACUAUGUCCCUAUUUUUAUGUUUGACCAAAAGGAUCAUAAAAUUUUAGUUUAACUCACAAACAGAAGAUCUUUUGCAACAUCCUAAUUGCCUAAUUCCUAUUUUUGUUUCCUUUUCUGGGAGGUGAGGUUUUUACAUUCUUUCAAUCAGUGGAAGUAUUUUUCCUUCUCCAAGGGAGAAAAAACCCACAAACUAUCAUAAAAUCAAUCAUAUUUUACUAGAUUUAUGGUUUCAUUUUUUUGUCAGUGAUACAUACAGACAUCAGGAAAGAAAACUACUAGAUCAUUUUAUCUAUUUGGAGAUGAAGUGUUACCCCCUAAGGCUGUACAAUUCAGUGUCAAGCAGCUGAUUUAUAUUACUUUUGUAUAUAAUAGUUCUGUAGCCAAAUCCUUUGAUUGCCAGGAUAUCUUAUUCAGGCUCCAUUUCUCUUAUGUGGAUUUGACUUUAUUUUUUAUACUUUAAGGUAUGAUGAAUGCAUACCUUACACAGUAUGAAACAUUUAGCAUGCAACAAUGACUGUGUUUACAAAUGGCUUUAUUCCUUUCUCCUUUCUGUGGAAUUUUUAUUAACAUUGCAUGGCAUAUAUUUGCAGUAAUGUUUUCAGCUGUGAAAUGUAGCUCUGAACUCUGACUAAAUGUAUCUUCUACACAAUAGCACUUUUGCAAAAUGUAUUGUUAUUGUGGGGUUUUUUUUGGUAACUGGAUCAUUUUCUUACAUCAAAGCCUGUCAGGCUCACAAGUAUUUCAACAAAUGGAAUGAUUUGUAUACACAACUUAAAAGUUUUCUGCGUGAGGUAGAAAAGCAAAUCUGAAACAAAACUGUGUGUCACUGAUGAGAAAAUGUUCUGUCUUUGUUCUCUGUGCAAUCAUUGGAUCGAGACGUUAUUUGUAGAGGUUCUUCUCUUUCACAACAGCCGGCAGGAGCGUUCAUGGGCUAAUCUUUAUCUUCGGUCUGCUCUUCAGAACGAAUGCCUCUGAUGUGAGGCUACUCUACAGGAAACAUGACCUCAUUCGGGCUCUGUGCCUCUGAUUGCACGGGCUGUUUUCAAAAGGAAACAGGGGACUUGCUAGACCUGCCCUUGCGAAGAGCCAGGGCUGAGCUCUCCCAGGAAGCUGCUCAAGGAACAGCCUCCACCAGCCGUCCCACGGGCUCUCGGGCUGAUGAAGAGACAAAUUUUGCACGCAUGUGUUAAUUGUGAAAUGGAUUUUCCAGGUUCAACACCACUUAAUGAAGAACAUAGACACAGCCUCUCAAGACAUAUUUUUCCAAGUUGUGCUUGUGCCUUUUUGGAUGAUGAUCCUGCCUAUGGCUGCUCCACAAGUCCUCUGACAGGCUCCUUUCCUACAUGCCGCCGCAGCCCUCGACUGCUUUCUAAUGGUUAUUAUGUUUUGACAGAAGACAGUUUUCUGUCUGAUGAAGAAGGCAACAUAACACUGACACCAUCCCACACAAGUGUUACAUAUAAAGAGAAUUUAGUUCGUGUAUUCAGGCGAAGGAAGAAAAUCCGUCGCUCUCUUGACAGCUUGUUCAGUCUCAGUGCCUCCAGCUCAUGGCUCAGCUCCACCAUUCCCAGCAGGAUGGAUUUCUCCCAUGUAGAGGACCCUUGGCCUGAUGGAUGCAGAAAAUUAGAAGCCAGUCACAAUGAUAUUGGUGAUUCAUGCUUUUCUUCUGAAUGUAAUAACCAUGUGUCACAAAGGCAAAUUCCAGCAUCUCAUGGAGCAUUUCUCACCAAAGAUGAUGAGUUUCUUCAUUUUGAGGAACCAUUUUGUGCUUCAAAAUCCUGCUCUUCAUUUAUGAUAAAUGCAAAUGAAGAGAACUGGAGCAAUGCAGAAUCCAGGACAGUGCAAAAUGUCAUUUCUCAGAUGGUUGCACUGAUCACGUGUUUAAUCAUUUCAGCGUGUACAAGAUAUUUUCUGGGAGGACUGUCUGCCACUUUGUUGCUGAUGAUUUUAGUUUUUCUUUUGUCCCAAGAUGCUACUGUGUCAUCUUUCUUCAGUCUUGAUACAUUUUUCAAAACAACUAAGUUUUGAAAAUAGUAAGAAAUAAAGAACAAUUGCUCUUCAGCACUGAACUCCUGGAUACCUCCUUAUGGCCAUGGUUACAUGUUCCUGUGGACAAAAAAAAACCAGAUUUGAUAGCAUUCUUCCUCCAAAACAUAAUGAAUUUCAGCUUUAUUUUUCUUCUGUUCAAAUGCAAGGCCUUAGUUCUUGGUGACUACCUGGAAGAAAUCACACAAAUAAGUGCUAUAUCUGUAGUAUCUUAUCUUGAUAAUAUUAAAAGUGUUUUGUAAUUCCCGUGAAAUAUUUUUUUUAUAAAAAUGAUGUAAUCCCAUAUUUUAUAUAUUAAUUUCUUGUUACAACAUGCAUCAAAGAUAAUGGAUUUGGAUAGUGGCUGAGUAAAUGUGAUAACUGAUAUAUUAUGGAACUAAAACAGUCUUUAUAAUACUCAUCCUCAUAUUUGCUUGUAGUUAAUGCACUUGAAUAAUAUUGUAAGUGUUAAAUAAUUCCUCUUCUUUAUUUAAAAGUACAGAGACAACUGAGAGUAAAUAUCACUAUGUAAAACAUGUAAAUAUUUUGUUUGGUAUUUUAUUCCUAUUGUAAAAAGUCCAUUACUAAAAUAUUUUUAAAAUAAAGGAUUGUAAAGUUUUUUAGUAUUUAAAUAAUCUCUUGAAAUAAUAAUCUGGAAAUUUAAAUCCCAUUCUGAGAGAAAAGUCUAAGACUGUAAUUACCCUGCAGUCAUCAAAGCAAUUAUUCUGAAAACCAGAAGAGUUCACCAUCAGCUCAUUAGUUCACUGUAAACUAUCAAAGAAAAAUCUGAUUGAGAUUGGAAAAAAAAAAGCUUUACAAUAAAUUCCUAUAAUCUGUCUAUUAAUAAAUACAAACUGUAAAUUAGAAUUGUUCUCAUCUGGAAUGAGAGAACUCCUGGGACAAUUUCUCAAUUGGAGUUGAAGGGCUAAAAAUAAAAUGCUCAGGAUCUAUUAAGAUCUGCCUUCCCUGAGAUUUGAAUUGUGUAUGUUGAAUUAACAACGUUCUAGUCAGUUACCAGACUGGUUGUCUUUGGGAGUUCCCUUCUGUAUAUUCCUAUGGACACAAAAACAUGCUUCAUCUUUUUUCUCUGAAAAAAGGCACAAUCAUGUUUUUUCCUGUCAGAUAAAAAAUUGAAGCCAGGAUUUUUCUGAUGAAAAACUGAAAAAAAAUUUCCAACCUAAGUGUGUAAAUCCAGAGUUUCAGAGGUAGUGAGUAUUUGCAGCUUCUGGUAACUACAGUAUCAAGCCUAGGAUAACUGUGGAAUAUAAUUCUCUCACAGUAAAACCACUUAUUGAUUAGUGAUUAACUUACACAUAUACUAACAGAGAAAAAAAACCCUAGAAUUUUUGGGAUUUUUUUGUCCCCAGUGAUUAAACAUUUACUUCCCUUUAAUAUAGCACCUUAUUUAGAGAAAAGAAUCAAAUAGAAGCGAUGAGAUGUAAAUUUAUACCCCCUAUGCAUUUUUUAAUAAAAUUUAUUGCUUUUUAAAUAUAUAUGAUAUUUAUCAUUACACCUUGUCUUAUUCUCUCUUACUUCAGCUGUGUUCAGCUGAGUUUCAGAGUAAUUCCUGAGUAUAUAUCAUGUACUGCUUUACAGGGGGAAUGUUCAUGUGGGAGAUAAUAAUAUUGAUGCCAUUCCCCAAUUUUUAAUAUUCCUGGUCUGUGAGCAAGUCUGGUUUGUAAUUAUCCUGAAAACAUUAGUCACAGAAGCCAAACCAUAAAAAAAAUUAAAAUCUUUUAUUUAAGUUAUAUGGAAUAAACUACAUGGUACAGAAUACAGGUUAUGACCACUUAGUCCAGGUCUGCAAAAUCUGCUUUUUGAUGUACAUUUUUAUGAAUUGGCUGCACUAUUUUAUAAACCUCUCUGCACGUUUCUAUAUACACCAAGCAAAACUGUUACUUCAUUUAUAUUGUUUCUUUUUUUAUGGUUUCUCACGCUGGUUUUUUUCCCCUUUUCUCUGGCAUUUCUAUAUCAGUAAAAUUGUUCCUGUUCUCAUUUCUGCUUGUGUUUGAGAGUGUUUUUCAGUAAUGAAGAUUGUUACUGUUAGAAACUGCAUAUAUUUCAGUGAAUUUCUUAUUUGUGAGUACAUGUCCUGCCCUGCAGAUUGUGUGCUCUUUGCGGGAGGGUUUUUUGGUACUUUAGUGCAAACAUAAAGCCUUGUUUUGUACUGGUGACUACAUUACCUAGCACCAUAGAAAAAUAAAAUAAAAAACAGUAAUUCAA
Messenger RNA from Passer domesticus (house sparrow), 5075 nucleotides. RefSeq names its product transmembrane protein 71 (gene TMEM71). Bases 1986 to 2855 code for a protein of 289 amino acids. Lineage: Eukaryota; Metazoa; Chordata; Aves; Passeriformes; Passeridae. The transcript has 10 exons. The record is from RefSeq and is a predicted model, not a curated record.